Molecule: messenger RNA, 10340 nt
Organism: Hydractinia symbiolongicarpus
Lineage: Eukaryota; Metazoa; Cnidaria; Hydrozoa; Anthoathecata; Hydractiniidae
Exons: 22
Coding region: 320-9700 (3126 amino acids)
Source: RefSeq, a predicted model, not a curated record
AUCAAAUCAGCUUUUUUAUAAAGAAAAAAUUCUUAGAAUUCUUAACACAAUAGUAUCAUUCCUGACUUUAGUAAGAUAACUAGUGAUAAUUUUUUUUGCCUCGCUUGCUUUCUAGACAUCAUUCUGAAAGUAAUUUGAUCACCUGCUGUUACCAUGAAAUAAAUUCUCAGAAUUUUCUUAAUAUUUUAUUACAACAAUGUCUUUUACUAUUUUCACAAGAUAGCUAGUGUUACUUCAGUCAUAUGAUUGAAGUAAACUUUUUGAUGCAAAGAAACAACUUCAUAAAAUGAAGGUUAAGGAUGCUUAAUGUUUUUUCAACAUGACGAAAGGAAGAAGGAAAGUAAAAGAUAGAAACAUAAAACAUGAUAAUGCAAAAAGCACAGAAGAAAAAAACAAGGAUAAAAUUUCAGGCAUUGAGCACAAAGAAAUACCAAAACAAAAUAAAACCAAAGCCAUAGAAGAAUUAAAAAUAUUUUCUAAUACAUUUUCACUUGAACCUAGCAAUAUUCAAGUAAGUUUUGGGGAUUUUCCUGCAUUACCUUCGUCCAGAACUGAUGCAAACCGUGUAAAUAAUGUUACUUCUACUGGUGCUGCAGGCCUUGUAAAAAAUGUUGCUUCUGGUGCUGCUACAAACAAUGUAAAUAAUGUUGCGGUUAGAGCUUCUGCAAAACAUACAAAUACUGCUGUCUCAGAUGCUAUGACAGGCAAAGUAAAUAAUGGUACUUCUCAUGCUGCUGCAGGUUAUGUAGAUACUGUUGCUUCUAGAGCUUCUGUGAACCAUGCAAAUACUUUUGUUUCAAGUGUCAGUUCAAGCCAUAAAAAUAAUGUUGUUUCCAGUGCUGCCAGAGGCCAUGUGAAUGGUACCUCUCAUGCUACUGCAGUUCAUGUAAAUACUGUUGCUUCUGGUGACAAUGCUGACAGUGUAAACAAUGUUGCCGACGCCCUAGAGGGAUUAAGCAUUGAACAGGGGAGUAAUCUUUCACAUAAGCAUGAGAAAGUAAAUUCUUCUGCUGAAAAUGGAAGUGAGAAUACUGAUAAUAACAUGUCGUGUCCUGUGAUAGAAAAAGAUCUAAUAGAUUUGAAGCAGAAAGUGUUAGCUAUUCUCACAAGCAGUGGUGGUAAACUGAGUAUCAAUGAAGUAUGCAAUCAAUUCAAGGAGCUGUAUGGGAAAAAUAUUAGAAAGUUUUAUCGAAAACUUAAAGUUGGGAGAGUUUUAAAUUUUUUUCAAAAAAACUUGACAGAUGUUAUUGACAUUGAUACCGAAUCCAAGUCAAAUAUCACAAUGGUAUAUGAGUACGGAAAAGGACCAACUAGUAAGCCAUUUAAUGAACAGUUGCAGAAAAUGUCAAAAAAGGACUGUGAAAGACAACUCAUAAGGUCUGUUGCACAUAUCCAGGGCAGUUCAAAACAAACAGCCAUUGCCGUGGAUGACGAAGAAGACAGUAGUGAUGAAGAGGCAUUACCCACCAAAAAAGGUCAUUCUUGGAAAGUUCUUGCUCAAAGCGACGGCUUUGUUAAAGAAGAUAUUGUUCAAAAAUUCAGUUUUUACCGUGACUUUCAGAUGCUUCAUGUAGCCUAUGUAAAGUAUCGCAUUAUUGUGAUGUAUAAUUGUUAUGGACAAAAGUCACUCAGGCUUCAAUAUUUCAAUGUAUUAUUUAAGGAGAUGUUCCGGGAAAGUUUUUUUAACAAAGGCAUUCUCAAAUAUUUUAUAUCAGGGGAUGGGGGAUCUCCAGAUAUGAUCAGAAUGUUUUUAAACACAUUUUGUUCAGAUUUUUUAAAAGUUACAAGUGAUCUUCAUGUGGAAUUAAUUCUAAGUAUUCCAGUGUUACAUAUAAAAUAUCACAGGCAGUUGAUUUCAACAGUUGAGAAAUUGGAAGGAGUGUGUGCUGCAAGUAGAAAUUUAGACCCUACACCUGCAGAGAUGAUGCUACUUGGCUUUGCUGGGAAUGGUGAUAUAGAUGUAACACGUAUACCUGAUAGACGUUCUGGUCUUAGUACUAUGGUAACAGAAUUUCCUGAUCCAAGGAAUAGACACUUGCAGGGUCGCGAAAGACCAACUGUUGGUGAAAUUAAUGAACGUGUCAAUCAAAUCAGAAAUAGGAUUUGCAGAGAAGGGCGUUCUGUUAAAAUUACAGAAUUGUUGAAAGAAUUAUGCCAGUUCUAUCAAGUGGGCUCCAUACGGGAGUUGCGUCCUUUAGAAAGUCGAGAUCUCAGAAAAGAUAUUGACAUUCCAGCUAUUUUUGAACUCAUGCGAUUACAAGGAAAGGUCAAUGCGUUUAUUCAGGCGUUUGUUACAUUUCGAAAUAUAUGCACACUACAUGAGCUUGAGGAAGAACUUUGUAAAAUGGAGGGAAAGUCUACUUUUGAGGAAUUCAAAUUAGGUCCAUUACAGCAACAGUUGCUUGUCUACGAAGUAUUUCAGUUUCCACCAACAAAAGAUACUAUUCCACCAAUCACAACAUUUGAAGUCUUUCGUCUUCUCUGGAAAUGUUUGGAUGUCCAUCGUUUAACCAAUAGCAAGUCUGGAAAGGAAACUAACAAACUGACGUUACAACAGUUUAUGGAGUUUUUCAUUGAACAACAUAAUUUUGUUGAUCCAUUUGAAAGUGGUGUUAAAAUCAGCAGCAUAGCACUUGCUAUACAAGUGUGUAGGAAGGCUUGGUUUGGUGAUUUGCAUAAUGUUCGUGAAAUAUCUAAAAAGUUUUCAAAGCAGUUGUGCGAUGACUUGGAUCAGCAUUUGAUGCAUUCGGGGAAGAAUAUUGUUGGUAAAAAUCCACAUCGCAUUCCUGGAGAGGGUGAAUCACUUAUACAUAAAAUCAAGGACUUACCACUGAUUGAUGCUUUCAAUCAAAUAUACUCAAUGCUCCAAAAAUUAAAAUAUGAAGCUUGCAAAACUUUGCCUAGCACUGCAAACUUGAUCAAUUUUUCAGAUAUUACCAUGAAUGCAUUAACUAUCAUUCAAAAGGACACCUUAAUGAGCAAGGUUUUUCAUGUGCUUUUAUCAACAGCACCAUUGAAAGUGUUGGAGAAAGAUGAUGUUGCUAUUCUGAAAUACCUAGGUUUUAAAGACGUAAUCAAGGAAAUGGUAAAAGAGGAAAAAGAGUUAUCUGUAAAGGCUGGAAAAAAUAUUCAAAGACCUGCAGCAUCGCCUAAAUCUACUGUGCUGAACGUGACAAAGAAAUGGUUGUCCAAAGCAACGGAAUGGAGCAUCAGUGCUUUAUCUAACAUUGAAAUACAAAUCGCAGCUGAAAUCAAUCAGAAUUUUACAGCUUUCGAUGAUUUAGGUCAUGGUCCAUUUCUAAAGUUUAUCUGCCAAGACAGAAAGUUGUCUAAGCUAGCUGAAGCAAAUUUGAGUAGUUCAUUGAGUGGUAUCCAGCAUGAAAUUGGAAAACAAGAAAUUGCUGACUUCACAAACCAAUGUGAAGAAGCAUAUCAAAUGGAACAUGUCACUAAAGCUUUGUUAUUGCAAUUUAAUUUACGAGAAGUUCAAAAACCAUUGCAAAAUAUAAUUACACAGUGCUUUGAGUCAAAACAAAGUGCAUCAUCAAUCAUAGCUUAUGUUCAAGCAUUGCUCUGCGGGUCUGAGUAUCAAUUAGAUUGUUUGUCUGGUGAUAACGCUGACCAAACAUUUAUUGAUUAUGCAACAAAGAGUAUAAGAUCAGCUCCAUCUCUGGUAGAUUUAAAAGUGUGGACAGGCUGGGAGAACAUCUUUGCAGUUAAACUUGGCACUAUUAAACAGUUCUUGAAAAAGUAUUUCAGUGGUAAAGAAGUUGAUUUUUCGUUACUGGAAACGAACAAGGAUUGUAUUGUAAAAGUGAGGAAGGACUGCUCAAUCAAUGAACUGUUAACUGCUAUGAAAGAAUUAGAUGCCCAGAUGACAUCCACUUGUGUGGUAUCGAUGUUCAUCUCGAACAAACACAUCAGCAAUGUACCAAUGGCAUUGCUUUCCAAUCACUUUCAGAAUGUCUUUUUGAAAAUAUCUGCCAAUGCAAAUAAAGCUGAAGAUUUGUUAAAGUUUUGUUUAAAUUGUUUUUGUCUUAUCCCGUUCCCAUUACUGUGCAGCAUUAUAGUCAAACUUUUCCUUGGUCCUUUAAACCAAAUUCAUGGUCAGUUAAAUGUUCCAAAACUGCUGCUAGAAGCUACCCAAGGUUGCUUACAGAAAAGGCGUGUGUUGCACGCCAUAGGAGUGCAUAUGUCAAUUAAUGAAUGGAUGGCAGACUAUAAAAACAUUUUGGAUACACAAAAAGAAUUACCACAGCAAGAAAAGGCUCCACGCAUUGAACAAUGUGAUACUGUGUUGACAGAUGUAAAAAUGGAGGAAGAUGAAACGUCAAAAAUUCAGAAUGAGCCGAAUGUUGUCUCCGACCAGGAUGAUGGUAACAAAGAAGAACAGGGUAGCAUUUUAAAUCAGUUGACACCCGAUGUUGUUGUUGAUGCUGUUGCUGUUGCUACGGGAAACAUUAUUGAUGUGACAGGUGACCAAGAAGAACCAACAGACACUAAUGCUGACCUAUUGGUUGACGCCAUUCAGAAAGUUAAAGUUGACGAAGGCGCCAAAAUAGAAACCAAUGACGGCAACAAAAAUAGAGCAAUUGAAGAUCUCUGCAAGGAGUUUAUUGAGACAAUUAGAAAGUAUCAGUUCGGUGUUGGGAUGCAGUUCGGGGAACAAGAACAAAAAUUAAUCGAGGUCCAUCGUGAACGAGAAGGUCGAUCUUUGCACCGUCUCUCUCAAGAACUAUACACAAAAGAUUCACAUUUUGUGCUGGAAUUAAUUCAAAAUGCUGAUGAUAAUGAAUAUCCACAGCAUUUUAUGACCUCCGAAGCAGUUGAGAAACCUACGGUGGCUUUUAUUGUAGAAAGUGAUAAAAUAACAAUUUUAAACAAUGAAGUUGGUUUCAUGGAAAAAAAUGUUAAAGCACUGUGUGAUGUUGGGAAGAGUACAAAGGGAAUACAUCGAAAAGGUUAUAUAGGUCAAAAGGGUAUUGGAUUUAAAUCAGUUUUCCGAGUGACAGACAGCCCAGAGAUUCAUUCUAACGGAUAUCAUAUUAAAUUUGAUGCACGCACUGGACCAAAUGGUUACAUACUUCCGCAAUGGGUGGAUGAAUGGCAGGACAUAGAUUAUCAGCCAAAUGAAGCAGCUGUACCAUAUUCUUGGACAACAAAGAUUAUUCUGCCACUGAAAAAAGAAAUGCAACGCACAAAACUAACGUCACGAUUCCACGACAUCCACCCGUCACUACUCAUGUUCUUAAACAGACUACAAACAAUAAUUAUUGACGAUAAGGUAUCAGCUAGUGUUAAGAUAAUGUCUAAACAACAAGUGGAUGAGAAUUUAAUUCAACUUUCACAAAAUGAGCACACCACAACAUGGUUCGUAAGAAAUGAGGAAAUACCUAUUGAUGUACGAGAAGAUGUGAAAACGACAGAUAUUUCUGUUGCAUUCCCUUUGUCUCAGGUUGAACAUAAGAUGUUACCAGUUCAACCUGUCUUUGCCUUUCUACCACUUCGAAGUUAUGGUUUUAAAUUUAUCAUGCAAGCUGAUUUUGAAGUUCCAUCAUCAAGAGAGGAUAUUGAUAAAGACAGUCCAUGGAAUCAAUACAUCCUACAGCAUCUUCCUACUCUGGUCGUGAAUACGUUUCAUUCUUUCAAGAACCACGCUCACUUUACUGACUUCGAUGGUGUAAUCGAAUAUUUCAAAUUCAUGGAUUUGGAGGAUCACGUGUUCGGUAUCUUUAAACAGGUAGCCAGACAAAUCAUCAGGUUACUACAGAGAGAAGCAUGUCUUCCUGUGCAGGGUACACACACUCAAGUAGACAAGUGGUCUUUACCAAGUUCUGUCAUCACAUCAAAACAAAAUUACGAUGUCAUUUCAUCUGAUAUGUUACAUGACCAACUUGGUUUGUAUUAUAUUCGUAAGGAAAUUCAAUCCAAAAUUGGCGAGUCUGUGUUGCAUUCGCUCGGUGUUACCAAGUUGUCUCUUAACCAGCUGGUGGACAUCGCGAAAGCAUCUGUGAGAAGGUUUAACGAUAUGCAUAAAGAUGAAUCUAGUGUGUUAGCGAUGAAUGGAUGGAUAGGGAAAUGGUUGUUUGCUGUACAAUCAAUGAUGCAAGAUAGCUGUGAUUACAGCGAAAACACUCUCAACACAUUGAAGUCUCUGCAAAUAUUCGGACUGGCCGACGGUCGUAUGGUCUCAUUGAAAGACGAAACUGUAUUCUUUCCUGUUGAAAGUAGCGCCAAAGGGAGAAAAGGGAAUAAAACGCUUCAAUUGAUUGAGAAUCAUUUAUGUUUUCUUUCGCGCGAAAUCACAUCCAACAUGGAUCAAGUAGAGCAGCUACAAGUGAUGAGACUUUUAAAGGAUCUGGGCGUGAAAACAAUGACCCCGUCUGAUCUGAUACAUAACUUUAUCAUACCUCUCUUUAAAACAGGGAACUGGAAGGGAAAAAAAGAUGACCUGGUCUUAGCUUGCGUGGUCUAUUUACGCCAACAGUUUGUGUUAGAUCCAGACCUCUUUGACAUCAGUGAAAUCAAAGAAGACAUUGUUUUGAUGACAAACAAAGGUUUCAAACAACCUGCCACUGAUAUUAUUUAUCUUACACCUGAGUAUGGUAACCUUAUAAACUUAAAGAAAGUGCUCAAUGCUUGCAAUUGGACGCUGAUUUCGAAGGAAUAUUUAUCAUACAAUGCUUCAACUCUUGAGUGGAAAUCGUGGCGUGACUUUUUACUCGCUCUUGGCCUUCAGUCGUUCUGUGAUAUACGCAAACAUAAAAUAGAAUUGCAUAGGACAGAUUUGGUUGGAACCGUUUGGGAGAAGUAUUAUGAAACCUGGGAACGAACAGAGGAUGAUACAUACGUCAUAUACGAUUUAGUGUGUCCUGAAUUUGACGAGCUGUUGAAAUCUGGCAAUGAAGAACAGAUUAAUACAUUUGCUACAACACUGGACAAGAGAUGGAAAGAUUUUCAAAAGUAUGAUCUGACGAAACCCAAAUGUGUUGUUAAGAACACAAAGGGAGAAACGAUCGCACAGACAUUUUCUUCCAUCUUUCUGAAGAUGAGGACGUCUCAGUGGAUAUGUUCUUCGGAGUCUGGUUUGAAACUACAUAUUCCUCGCGAACUAUAUAAAGCUACUGACAAGAUUGUUGUAUUACUGGCCAACAAGGUGCGCUAUAUUUCAACCCAUUUUCGCGAUGAAGAUUUCAUAUACACACUGGGUGUGAAAAGAAAGAUCGAAUUUGAAGAUGUGGUUAUAGAAUUCAACAAAUGGAAAGAAGAAAGUCUGUUUACCACAACUUACGUUCACACACAGAAUAUAUACAAAUAUUUUCAAGAUCAUGUACUCGAUAAACCUGAUGUAUUCAAGCAGUUGCUAGAUGAACCCUUCUUUUUCCUGCUCUCUAGUCAUUGUUCUCAGCAACUUACUGAUGCCUCUGUAGCAGAAGGCAAAUUUCUUCUCAAGAAAGAUGUUUGCUGGGAGGAUCCAUCAGGUAUUCUUGUCCGUGGUGGAGACAGUGCGCUUCACAAGAGAGUCUUAAAAGGUUAUUAUCGUGAAGACGUGAAAAAUUUUUUUGUUAUUACUCUUGGGGUUGACUUGUAUCCGAGUACGAGGGAAUACCUAAGCAUUGUCAGUAGUAUCUCUCACAAAACCACUCUACCUGACAAAACUGCGUGCCAAAAGAUAUUCACCUUAUUUUCCGUCCUUGGACAAAAAUCUAUAUUGGGUGAUUGGGCAGCAAAAGAAUUAAAAGACUGGAGCUUACGGAAUGCUAUACACGAGAGGUACUCAUUAUACAGUGAUUUAAAAGACUACGUAAACCCUGCUGUUAUCCAGCAAUGUUCUACAAUAUUCGAGGAAAAAAUAUUUCCAACCUUAUCCAACAAAUUUGUGUCAUUGUCGGAACGCCCGCUUGUCGUGUUUAAUGAAAACUUAACGCGUGUAUAUAGAAAAUGCGAAGAAUUACCCCUGAUACUGUUUAACGAUGUUGUUUCGAUUUUACGAAAAUCCCUGCAAAGCUCACGACAUUCAAAGCGACAUGAAGAAAGAGAAAUAGAGAGGAAAAUGAUCAAGAUAUUGUGUUUCUUUAAAGCUUGCUCCCUGGCCACGUUAUUUGAUGUCGCGCUUGAGCCAGAGGUGAUCACUGUUGGAAUGAAACGUGGAUGUAAGAAAUGGGAACAAAUACUACACGACAUUGUUCCGUUUGUCCAGAGAUUUUUAGCUAGCAAACACCCGCAACUAUAUGAGGAGCUUCAACACAAGAAUUUUGCCAACUAUCUAGAAAACUCAAAGUUUUUUGAGGUGAAUAGUCUUGAGGUGAUUUAUCGUUUAAAGGAUCGAAGAAACGUCAACAUAAAAGUGCUGAAGGCAAGCAAGGUUGAAAAGUCCAGCGAAGAACGUGCCAUCAUAUACGUCACGGAGAAGCACGUCAAGGACAAGGGAAAGUACGAUACAAUACUAACAGAGUUGACGGAAUUAUUUGUCGGAAACUCAGAAGAGUUGAAAGAAAAUUUACUAGAAUUCGUUUUGUUUUUGAAUUCAGUCACCAACAAAGAAAGGCAUUUGGAAAGAAAGAAGAUUGCUCAGUUAGCUGAAAACGAUGUGUUGUGGAAAUAUCCAGAACCUGAACGAGAACCUCCACCGCCGCCGCCGCCAAAACCAACCCCAGCGGUUAUUGUGGAACCUAAAUCAAAGAGCGAAGGAGAGCAAAGACUAACGUGUUGGCCACCAAGAAAACCUGGUGGUAGUGGUAUAAAGACAAAACCAGAUUCAGUGAAAAACGAAGAGGCGGAGAUACUUGAGAAAUGGCAGCCACCUGCAGCUCCAGAAAGCGAGACGUCACAAAAAAUGGUAGCGCCGAACAGUGAACAGCAUACUCCCGUCCGUCAACAGGUAUCUAAUACAGCUGAACCAGUACCUGAAAUAUUUGCACCACAAAACCUAGAUCCUUCGUCUUCGCCACAUGUUGCCUCUUCGAGUGGCGCAAGUAACGAGGAAGGGAAAAGAACUUCUGAUGGUUUAAAAAGAAAACGAAACGAAAGCGAAAACUCUAAUCGUGAAUUUUCCGAUAACGCCGAGAUCAAACCGACUAACAAGAAACCAUUUUCUCAACUUCACCAGAACGAACAGGGACAAGCCAAUGACAAUAAUGACGCAAGGUGGACAAACCGGGGUAGAAGUUUCAGUGGAAACUUUAGAUUUGACCCUUCACUUAUACCACGUCUUGAGUUACUUCAACAAUAUGAGGAUUUGCCGUUUUCGCUUGAAGUAGAAGAAGGAGAGAUUAGUCCUUUUUCAAAAAUGGAAGGAAAAGAAUUAGACUUGAAUAAUCCAAUCGGAAAAAUUGGAGAACAUUGUGUUUAUCUUCAGCUUCGUCAGCAUUAUGAAAAGGAAAUCGAUGCCGGCAAUGUAUCCAUCACUUGGCUUAACUCGGAAUCCGAGACCGGAGAACCAUAUGAUUUAAAAAUUACGUACGCCGAACAUCUGGACUAUCAGCCUAUUUACGUUGAAGUAAAAACGACAUAUCUUGAUGAAAAGAAGGAAUUCGAAAUCUCCUCACAGCAGUUGAAAUUUGCAUUUGACCAGGGACCGUGUUUUCACCUGUAUCGUGUGUCUGGUCUAUCUAAAGAACGCGAUGUAAAAAUAAGACGCCUUGUAAACUUAGCAGCAUACAUGGACAACAAAUCCGUUAAACUUUUCAUGGUGCUUUAAAAGCAUGUCCUUUAAACGAUUUUUUUUUCACGCUAUUUCUCCAGUCUUAAAUGAUUCGAUAUAUUAAAAGAGCUCCUGUCAAAUGAAGAAUUUGUGUCAGGGAAAAUGUUUUGAUUCUUUUAUUUCUAUUUCUUGAUUUUGUUAAAGAAAUAUUAUUUUGAGGUUUGUAACUUUGAUUUUUAUGUCAGUAUUUUAAACUAAAGAGUUUUUGUUUUUUUUAAAGGAGGCCAGUGCACAAGAAUAUUUUAGUUCAAUAAACGAGUUAAAAAAACAGACCAGAUUGGAUGGGACCUUUUAUCUAACCGCCUUGUCGAGGAAACAAAAACGUCGCAGAAAAUAACAUUGUUUUGUUUUUUAAAAAUAUAAAAGCCCUGAGGAAAUAUAGCUUCCCUACUUUCCUUCUCUUACCAGAGCUGUUUUAUAUAAACCUCAAGGUUAUCUCAAAGAGCUCUGGGAACAAGGAUGCCUACUUUUAUCAGUUUUUAGUUUUUACAUCAUCAUUUUUAUAUAGAGAGAGUUUAAUUUACACAAUAUAACAGUAAUUAUUUUUGGUAGCAUUUUUUCCUUUGUUAAUAGUAAUGUUUUUGUGUUACCAUAUCGUGUAUUUUCUUUGUCUUGAUUAUCCAAACCAUAUCGUGUA